AUGAAAGGGUAAUUGGAUGAUGAAGAAGAAAAUGAAAAUCUUAUUGAGACUGAAUAGAAAGGGUUGGAUUAUUUUUUAACAAAGGUUAAGGUAGUAAUUUUCAAAGUUUUAUUUGUAUUGGCAAAAGAAGAAAAGGCUGAUGAUUAAAUGAUUUACUUUUACAUUCUGACUUCAUUGGAUUAUGUUUAGAUGCAUUCAUUUCCAUUCAAUAAUAAAAUACUAUAUAUUUGGAAAGCUGAUUCAUUUUUAACCAAUAUUUUAAAUUUUGUAAAUGUGUUUUCUAUAUCAACAUAUGUACCAAAUUUAUCAUAUUUUGCAUUGUUAGUCUCAGUUUAUAUUUGUUUAAGUGCAAUUUUAUUGAUAAUUUUGAAUAUCAUAUACGUUUCAUACUCAUUUUCAUAGAAUAAAUUUAAAUUUAUGUGGCCUGUCUAUGUAUUAAGAUAAGUAGCAUUUUAUUUUGUAACAGUGUUUUUUUUACCUAUUACAGAAACCUUAACUUCAAUACUUCAAUGUUAUAAUGAUCCAAUAACUAAUGAAUAUGUAAUAUAUGGAUAUGAUGAAAUUAAUGUAUAAUGUUGGUAAGGAUGGCAUAUAUUUCAUGCUCUAAUAACAUUAUUAUUUAUGUUAAUAUUUGUAUUAAUAUGUGCAAUUGUGGCUUAUGCAUUUUUUGAACCUGGAAUGACUAGUGGUAAUAGAACAGCAAGAUAAGAUAGUAAUGGAGAAGUAGCAUUUAUAAUAAAUAAAGUUACAUGUUAAGUUUUGUAUUGUUUUUUAGGUAAAAAUGAAUCAUGGAUUUUGGUUUUAACAACAUUCACUUUAUCUGCUUGGUUAUUUAAAGAAUAUAAUUUUGCUGAUCCAAUUUAUGAUUUUGAAGUUGGAAGAUUUUACUCUAUUAUCAGUUCAUACUAUUUUUGGGCUAAUGUUAUGUUGGUUAUAUGUAAAGUUUAGGAAAGUGCUGAAUUUUCAGGAGGAUUAAUUGCUUGGGUUAUUGGUCUUCCAUUUAUUGUAUCUAUAAUGUUGACAACUAAGAAAUCUAAAGUAGACACAUUGGUUAGAGCUUAGAAUAAGUUUUCAAGUGGAGAGGAUGUAUGGAUUCAUAUUAGAUAUGUUCUUUAAUUGAUAUCUUAGGCUGAUAGUGAUAGGAAUUCUUAUAUGCUCUUAAUUGGAUAUAUAGAGAAACAUAAAGAAACAUGUAAAUAGAAUGAUUGUUAUUUUAAACAAAGAAGAAAAACUUAAAAUUCAGAAUAAUUAGAUGAUUUAAAAAGAGGAUUGAUUAUUGAAUUAGAUAAGAUGUUUAGGUUGGGAUUAAGGAAAUUUUGGUCAUCAGCAUCUUUAAGAAUCUUUUAUGCUUUAUUUUUGAUGGAAAGAAGAAAUAAUAAGAAUGAUGCUUAUCUUCAAUUUAAUUUGGUAUCUCUAAAAAGCAAACCUAAAUUUUUCUAGUAAUUCAUUACUUAUAGAUAUAUGUAACUGAAUUAUUAUAAUAUAGGAAGAUUAUUAAAGAUAAAAGUGAUGAUGUUGUGGAUGCAAUUGCAAAUCAAAAUAAUAAAAGUGAAUUGUAUUCUAAAAUGAAAAUGGCAGCAUUAUAUUACAAAACUUUUUGGAAUGAACUUAAAGAAGAUUAACCAAAUCUAGUUAGACUCAUGCAUAUAGGUGCUAUGAUUACAAAAGUAAGUAAUUAAGUAAUGGAAAAACAUUAAGAAAUGAGCAAAAAGAAUUCAUUAGGAUUUGCUGAUCUAAAAACAUUAGCAAACUUUUAUUAUCAAGUAUUUAAUGAUUCAUUUAUGGGUCAAAUACUUAAGAAUCAACAUAAGUUAGCUAAGUAGUAAUUAUAAGUGAAAGUUGAAGAUGAAGAUUUAAUUGAAAAUAAUAUAGAGAAACAUCCAAUACCAUUUCUUUAGGUAUGUGCUAGAAAAUCAGAAAUAGGUAAAAUUAUUAAUCUAAAUUCUUUAUUUACAACAUUUUUUGGAUAUUAAAAAGAGGAAUUGAGAGGCAAAUCAAUUAAUAUUUUAAUGCCUAAAGUAUAUGCUGAAUAGCAUGAUAAUUAUUUAAUAGAAUUCUUUGAUAAUAUGUUAAUUAAUAUGUAAAAUGAUGGAGAUUAUCCAAGAACUUAUAUUGAUUAAGAACAAUUAUAAUUUAUUAAACAUAGAAAUGGUUAUAUAAUACCAUUUAUAUAUAGAGUAAGUUUCAAUAUAGAUUCAUUAUAAUAUUUAGUAUGUUUCAAGAGUGAUCCUACUUUUAAGGGAUAAGCUGUAUUCAUUAUAGACUAAGAAACAACAAUUAUAGAGAUGUCUUCUGGAUCAAUUCAAUAUUUCGAUAUAGAACUUAGACAUAUAAAAUAGAUAGUAAAUUUGAAUACUCUUUUGCCAGAUAUUUUAACUCAAAAUGGGAAAUAAGUAUAAUAUCAUAAAUCUGGUCAGAAUAAUAUUGAUUCUGUUUAUUAUUUCUAAUGUUCAGUUAAGGAAAUAGAGAUCACUUAAAUAAUUAAUGAGAAUCUACUGUUAGAAUUAUAAGCAUCAAAGAAGUUAGUAAAAUCAGGAUAUUGGUUAGUUAAAUUGGAAAAAAUAGAUUUUCCUGAUGUCUAGGGUGGAAGAAAGGCUUCAACAUUUAUUAGUAAUGCUAGAAACUUAUUACCUAAUUAAAGUAGAUAAUCCAUACAGAUUACAUAAAGAUAGUCUAUUUCUAUCACUCAAAAAUUAAUACCUAAUAGAGCCAAUCAAACAGUAUAAUCAUUGGAUACAUUAGCAUUGAGAAUUGAUACUAAUUUUGAAUAUGAUUAGAAUUUAGUAUAGUUUUUGUAAGAUUUAUAUACAGAAUAACGAUAUGAAGAUUAUAAAGAUAUGAUAAAUUAAUAAGAAGAUUAAUAAACAUAAAUUAAAUUAGAUUAUGGUUUGGAAAUUAGAGUGAGAAGAUUAAUUAAUAAUUAAAUUCUUAAUAUAGAUGAAGAAAAAGAAUAAGGAUUUUUGAAAUAAUUGGAAGAAGAAGAAGAGGAGAAUUCUAUAUUUAGAAAUAAUAAUAAUUAGGAUGAAUAUGAUAAUGAUUAGAAAUUAUUAAGUAAUAUGUAAUCAUAAAUAAAAAUAAGAAAUGCAUUAUCUUAAAAUCAUAGACAUAAUAAAAUUACUAAGUUUUGUAUUUAUGCUAAUAUUUGGAUAGAUUUUAUAGUAUUGAUAACUGCAAUGUAAUAUUAUUUUUGUUAAUUAAAUUUUGAAGGUUUUACUUCUGAAAUUAAAGCUAUUUAUUAAAUUAAUAAUGAAAUUAUCAAUUUAAAUCUAUUAAUUUCAAGAACAUUAGAUUUAUGUAUGGAUUAGUAAUUUAAUUUUACUCAAUUGUAAAUUGAUAUAUAAGAAUCAGCAUAAUUAAUUAUUAAUUUUGAUAAUGAUCUUAAUUAGGAAUUUUAUAGAAUUUACUUUGAUUCAGAAACCAUAAAUUUGAGAAUGUAUGAAAAAUCCAAUUAAUAUGAAGAUAUAUAAUUAUCUUUAGAAAGUUCAAUUCUCUUAAUUACAUCAGUAUGUUUAAAUCUAUCUUUAAGUCAAUCUAAUAAUGUAUUUUAAAGUAAUUCAAUUUAAAUUAUCCUUUUUAAUUAUUUCAAUUAGAUACAUGAUCCAUUAAUAAAAAUAUCUUAAAUUUUAUAUUAGGAUGUUAUCUCUUAAGUAUAAUAUCCUGAUUUAAAUUUAUUAAUAUCUUUAUUAGUUUUAUUUAUUGGAACUACAAUUGGUAUGAUUAAAUUUAUAACUUUAAUGUUGGAAAUCAAAAUAGAUAGAGAAAAUGUAAUAUUUUUAUUUCUUGAGAUUCCUUAAAAUGAUGUUUAAAAUUUAUCAAGAAAAGUUGAUAAAUUUUUGAAGUUUUAUAAUGAAGAUUUAAAGAAACUAAAUAAUUUUGAUUAUGAUGAAUCAAGUGAUGAAGAUGAAGAAUAAUAAUUAAUAGAUUUAUAAUAACAUGUAGAUGGUUAAGAUAAGAUGAACUCUAAAGCUAUUGAGGAAGAUAAUUAAUAUUAAUUGUAAUUGAAAAGAAGAAAGAUUAUACAAAAAUAUAGAAAAAGCAAAUUAAAAGGCAAUUAAGGAAUAAUUGUAUAGUAUGAUAAUAAUAUAUUAGAUUUCUAUUAAUUGCUUUGUUAACCUUAGUUUUUGCAGUAUACAAUAUAAUCAGUAGUGCAAAUGAGAAAUCUUAAAUAUAAUUCUUAUUACCUUAAUUUUAUUAAAGUUCAAUUUAAAUUGAAAAUUAUGGUUAUUACAUAAAUCUAUACAAAUUGUCAAGUUUGAAUUCAGAUUUUUAAAUAAAUAAUAUGUCUAUUUUGACUAAGAUUGUUUAAGAUUAAACAAUAUUUACAGGAAAUUAAUUAAGUUUCUAAAAUGUAAAUAUUAAAUUUAUUUUAGUUUGCAAAAGAUUUAUUAAAUCGAUUACCAGAUCUUAGAAACCUAUUUUUCUAAACUUAUUAUGGAGAUAUUUGUUCAAUAAUUAAUAAAAAUAAUGAUACAAAAUGUUAUAAGAUAAUAGAAGGUAAUCUUCAAUUAGGUAUAUAUAAUGUUGAACAAUAUUAUCUACAAUAUUUCAGAAAUGAAAAUCUAGAUGAAAUUGUUUAUAAUGAAGAAAUCUAUGAAAUUGAUUAAUCAUUAUUUUAUUACAUAAAAUAAGCAGUAUCUCAGAUAACAGAUUUUGAAUUAGAUUUUAUGACUAAUUAAAUGUCAACAACUCUAACUAUUUAAUUAAUAUUAGUCAUAAUCUAUAUAUUGAUAUUAGAAUUAGUUGUAUCAGUGAUAUGGUUAUUGUUUUUACAGAAACUAAAUAUUUAAGUAUAAUGAAUCAUAAUUUAUAAUAGAUUAACUUAAAUAUGUAAAUGUUAAAUAUGAUACCAAUGAAAGUAGUAGAGAAUAAUCGUAAAAUUAGAAUGUUUAUUAGAUAAUGUAUUAAAAAGAUGGAAUUGGAAAACACUUGA
Molecule: messenger RNA, 4930 nt
Organism: Paramecium pentaurelia
Lineage: Eukaryota; Ciliophora; Oligohymenophorea; Peniculida; Parameciidae
Source: the annotation of a GenBank genome assembly